Messenger RNA from Bufo bufo (common toad), 507 nucleotides. It is a transcript of the gene NTS, whose product is annotated as neurotensin. The coding region runs from base 1 to 507 and encodes 168 amino acids. Lineage: Eukaryota; Metazoa; Chordata; Amphibia; Anura; Bufonidae. Gene Ontology annotation, cellular component: extracellular region. Gene Ontology annotation, molecular function: neuropeptide hormone activity. The transcript is spliced from 4 exons. The record is from RefSeq and is a predicted model, not a curated record.
AUGACUGGACUGAGAAUUCAGAUGGUGUGUCUGAUGCUCCUUGCUUUCAGCUGCUGUGGGAUGUGCACAGAUUCUGAAGAGGAGAUGAAAGUAUUAGAUGCAGACGUACUCAGCAAUAUGUACUCAUCAAAGGUGAAUAAGGCAAGGCUUCCAUACUGGAAAAUGACUCUUCUCAAUGUAUGCAAACUUGUAAACAAUUUCAACACCCAGACAGAGGAAGUAGGGGAGACUGCAGAAGAAGACCUCAUGGUCAGAAAACAAUACCCAACAUCAUUGGAUGCCUUCAACUUGGAAGCAAUGAUGACAGCAAUUCAGCUUCAGAAAAUUUGCCAAAGCAUGACUUUUCAACAUUCAGAGAUGCUUCAACGGGAUUACCUUGAACCCAGCAGUUCAAACAGUGAAAAUGAAGAUAUUGUAAAGAGGAAAACCCCUUAUAUUUUCAAAAGACAGUCCAUUGUAAGCAAAGCCAGGAGACCCUACAUACUGAAAAGGGGUUCUUAUUACUGA